Messenger RNA from Dunckerocampus dactyliophorus (ringed pipefish), 5087 nucleotides. RefSeq names its product sarcoplasmic/endoplasmic reticulum calcium ATPase 2. Gene Ontology annotation, molecular function: P-type calcium transporter activity; ATP binding; ATP hydrolysis activity. Gene Ontology annotation, biological process: calcium ion transmembrane transport; intracellular calcium ion homeostasis. Bases 519 to 3650 code for a protein of 1043 amino acids. NCBI's taxonomy places the organism in Eukaryota, Metazoa, Chordata, Actinopteri, Syngnathiformes, Syngnathidae. The transcript is spliced from 23 exons. Gene Ontology annotation, cellular component: membrane. The record is from RefSeq and is a predicted model, not a curated record.
AUCCGACGCGCACCAAGGCUGCGGCGGACUAUUACAGAAGAGGACGCUGGUGAUUCCGCAUUAAUAGACAGGCAGAGCAGGCUUGGAAGCGAAGCUAAGCUAAGCUAAGCUAAGCUAAGCUAGAAGACAACCACAUGUUUACAUAACCUGUCUUGUGUAGCUUUUCAUCGUUUUUUUAUACAGAGAGAGGGACCAUUAAUUCAAGGACAGAUAUGUUGAUAUGAGUUUUCCGUUGGUGGGUUCUCGGGAGUGCUAGCUAGCAGAGCACAGCCGGCGAAAUCAAGCCAUAGCCUAAUCGUUAGCUUAGCAUUAGCGGCUAACUGGUCGUUAGCUCCGGAGCCGCUAAUUCGCUGUGUUGUAGCCAUUUGUUUCUUACACUCAAUAGCACAUUGUACGGGCAUUCUAUUCUUGUUUUAUUAUCAUUUUAACUUGUGAAGAAGAAGGGAGGACAGUGUCCGGUCGAGGUCGGGACCAGUUAGAAAGAGGCAAACGGUGUCCUUCCAGUGUAGCCGUUCACCAUGGACAACGCUCACACAAAGACGGUGGAAGAAGUGUACAGCUUUUUUAACGUGAUUGAAAGCACCGGGCUGAGCUUGGAGCAAGUCAAGAAGCAGCGAGAGCGGUACGGACCUAACGAGUUGCCAGCUGAGGAGGGCAAGUCCCUUUGGGCGCUGGUGGUGGAACAGUUUGAAGAUUUGCUCGUGAGGAUCCUUUUACUGGCUGCCUGCAUAUCUUUUGUGCUGGCCUGGUUCGAAGAGGGAGAGGAAACGGUUACAGCCUUCGUGGAGCCUUUUGUCAUCCUCCUGAUUCUCAUAGCCAAUGCCGUUGUGGGAGUCUGGCAGGAGCGAAAUGCGGAAAAUGCAAUCGAGGCCCUGAAGGAGUAUGAGCCAGAGAUGGGAAAGGUGUACCGCCAGGACAGGAAGAGUGUCCAGAGAAUCAAGGCCAGGGACAUUGUGCCUGGGGACAUUGUGGAGGUCGCAGUUGGCGACAAAGUGCCUGCAGACAUCAGGCUCACGUCCAUCAAGUCAACCACGCUGAGAGUCGACCAGUCAAUCCUAACAGGAGAGUCUGUGUCGGUUAUCAAACACACUGACCCCGUGCCGGACCCUCGUGCCGUCAACCAGGACAAGAAAAACAUGCUCUUUUCUGGCACCAACAUCGCGGCAGGUAAGGCCGUCGGUGUAGUGGUGGCCACAGGUGGAAACACAGAGAUCGGUAAAAUCCGCGACGAGAUGGCCGCAACGGAGCAGGAGCGCACACCCCUGCAGCAGAAAUUGGAUGAAUUCGGACAGCAGCUGUCCAAAGUUAUUUCACUGAUCUGCAUUGCCGUGUGGAUCAUCAACAUCGGACAUUUCAACGAUCCCGUCCACGGCGGUUCGUGGAUCCGCGGGGCCGUCUACUACUUCAAGAUUGCUGUGGCUCUGGCGGUGGCGGCUAUCCCUGAAGGUUUGCCUGCCGUCAUUACCACUUGCCUGGCUUUGGGCACACGCCGCAUGGCCAAGAAGAACGCCAUUGUCCGCAGUCUACCCUCGGUGGAAACCCUUGGCUGCACGUCCGUCAUCUGCUCCGACAAGACCGGCACCCUGACCACCAAUCAGAUGUCUGUUUGCAGGAUGUUCAUUAUUGACCGGGCAGAUGGCGGUCAUUGCUCCUUAAAAGAAUUCACCGUUACUGGCUCCACAUAUGCACCAGAUGGGGAAGUGUUCCAUGAUGGCAAACAAGUCAGAUGUUCCAAGUACGACGCUCUGGUGGAGCUGGCCUCCAUCUGUGCUCUCUGUAAUGAUUCCUCACUGGACUAUAAUGAGACCAAAGGUGUAUAUGAGAAGGUGGGCGAGGCCACUGAGACGGCCCUCACGUGUCUAGUGGAGAAGAUGAAUGUUUUUGAUACAGAAGUGAAAGGCCUUUCCAAGAUCGAGAGAGCCAACGCCUGCAAUUCCGUCAUCAAGCAGCUGAUGAAGAAAGAGUUCACAUUAGAAUUCUCCCGAGACAGGAAGUCUAUGUCUGUGUACUGUACUCCCAACAAAGCCCGCUCCUCUGCAGGGAAGAUGUUUGUUAAGGGUGCCCCUGAGGGAGUGAUUGACAGGUGCACGCAUGUCCGCGUAGGCAGCAACAAGGUGCCCAUGACCCCCGGCAUCAAGGACAAGCUGAUGUCUGUGAUCAGGGAGUAUGGGACGGGCAGGGACACCCUCCGCUGCCUCGCUCUGGCUACUCGGGACAAUCCCAUGAACAAGGUCGACCUGGCGCUGGAGGACUCCACUCGCUUUAUCGAGUAUGAAACCGAUUUAACAUUUGUGGGCUGCGUGGGCAUGCUGGAUCCUCCCCGGGCAGAGGUGGCAGCUUCCAUUAGACUUUGCCGUCUUGCAGGCAUUCGCGUAAUUAUGAUCACUGGUGACAACAAGGGUACGGCAGUAGCAAUUUGCAGACGCAUCGGUAUUUUUGGAGAGGACGACGACGUCUCCAGCAUGGCCUUCACCGGCCGGGAAUUUGACGACCUGUCCCCUUCGGCGCAAAGAGAUGCAGUGGUCAAGGCCCGCUGUUUUGCCCGCGUCGAGCCGUCCCACAAGUCCAAGAUCGUAGAGUAUCUGCAGUCCUAUGACGAGAUCACAGCUAUGACCGGUGACGGAGUGAAUGACGCCCCUGCUCUCAAGAAGGCGGAGAUCGGUAUCGCCAUGGGCUCGGGCACGGCUGUGGCAAAGACUGCCUCCGAGAUGGUGCUGGCCGACGACAACUUUGCCACCAUCGUGGCUGCGGUGGAGGAAGGCCGAGCCAUCUACAACAACAUGAAGCAGUUCAUCCGAUAUCUCAUCUCCUCUAAUGUGGGCGAAGUCGUCUGCAUCUUCCUGACGGCGGCUCUCGGUUUCCCCGAAGCUCUCAUCCCAGUCCAGCUGCUCUGGGUCAACUUGGUGACUGAUGGGCUUCCCGCCACCGCUUUAGGCUUCAACCCGCCAGACUUGGACAUCAUGAACAAGCCGCCUCGCAACGCUCGCGAGCCCCUCAUCUCUGGAUGGCUCUUCUUCAGAUACCUAGCUAUUGGAUGUUACGUGGGUGCUGCCACUGUGGGUGCCGCUGCCUGGUGGUUUGUUGCUGCCGAAGAAGGACCAAGGAUCACCUUUUACCAACUGAGCCACUUCCUGCAGUGUGGUCCAGAGAAUCCAGACUACCAGGGUCUGGACUGUAAGGUGUUUGAGUCUCCUUACCCAAUGACCAUGGCCUUGUCAGUGCUGGUCACCAUUGAGAUGUGCAACGCUUUAAACAGCGUAUCCGAGAACCAGUCGCUGCUGCGCAUGCCUCCCUGGGAGAACGUGUGGCUGCUAGGGGCCAUCUGUCUCUCUAUGUCCCUCCACUUCCUCAUCCUCUAUGUGGAACCUCUUCCGAUCAUCUUCCAGAUCACCCCCCUGAACCUGACCCAGUGGCUCGUGGUGCUCAAGAUAUCCCUGCCAGUCAUUUUGCUGGACGAGAUACUCAAAUUUGCGGCCAGGAACUACCUGGAGCCCGGUAAAGAGCUGGAGGAGAAGUCAGCCAGCUCCAAAGGCUGCUGCCUGGCUGCAUGCAUGGAGGGAAUCUCCUGGCCCUUCAUGGCCAUCACCCUCCCUCUGGUCCUCUGGAUCUACAGCACCGACACUAACAUGGCCGACAUGUUCUGGUCCUGACUGACUUGAGCACAACUUUUUUCUCCCCACCCCAACAUCACAGCCAUCACUCCCCACGUUUGCUCCCCUCCACCCCCCCCCCCCCCCCCCCCUCCUCCUCCAUGUGCGCAGCUCAUGUGUGUUGUGUGUAGGUGUGCUUAGCGUGUGCGUGUGUGAGAGGAGCAGCUAUGAAACAUGAAGCGCAGCAGUACCCUAAAUUGUUGGCUUUAGAUCACUCGCAUAGAUUUGAUUUCACUUUUUACUUUUAAAAUUAAUAUAAAUUCACGCCUUUUUAAGCUUUAUCCCUCGCUGGUGUAGUUUAGAGGAUCAUGAGUCCCGUGUCACUACAGUUAUUAUUUCGCCGAACUUCCUCCCCCUGCUCCUUAUCAAAACAAAGAAGAGGAAACCAGAAAAUUGUUGCUCUGUACAGAGAUUGAACACUAUUUUAUGCGGGGGUGUUUUUGUGUUUUUUUUUGUUUGUUUUUGUUUUUUUUUUUUUUUUGUAUGGCUUUGUAAAUUUGUUGGACCAGCGUGGCUUAGACGUGGACCGCCUUGAUUUCUUCUUUCUCCCCCUAAUGUUUACCAUUUGUGUCUUCAGAGGACAAGCGACGUGUGGCAACCAAGAACGGGCGGAUGGGAGGGGGGGAGUGAAUGUUGGAAUGCUCCGCUUACAUCAGUUAUUCUCAACUGGUAGUUUGCGGGUCUUUGCCUGGGCAAAAACAACAACAACAAAAAAUUGUACAAAAAUGUUAAACCAGAUGACCUCAGGCAAAAAAUAAAAACAAAAAAAAAGUCAUACAAAAGUCAUGUAAGGACCCGAUGUCCGUGAACGCACAUCGCAUACGUCUGUGCCGGUGGGUCCCGCAGACAAAACCGGUUGAGAAGCACUGGCUUAGAUGAUAGGAAAGAAAUACUAUUAUUCACAACUCUGCAUGUCCUGUGACCAAGCAUGAACUGUAUGUGGUUGCUCAUUUCUAAUUUAAUUGUGUGCCCCCCCGCCCCUUUUACCCUCAAAUGUUAUGUAGUACAAAUUAACUUUUUUUUUUUUUUUUACUGCUAUGAUUUGAAAUAAGUUUUCUUCACUGGGAAGAGCACAGCUACCUCAAUGUGAUAAAUGUUUUUGCUUUGUGCUCCUCUCUGUGGUAACAUGGGAGGUGUGCCCCCACCACACCACACCCCGGGUUUGCUUGUGCAGAAAAAUGGAACAAACUAUUCAUUCCCCUCUAACAUUUUUUUUAAUCUUUUUUUUUUUGCGUGUUUUGAUUUUGUGACAUUAACUUGGUUUGCUUUCGAGUCAAAUGUAGGCAAAGAUGUUAUUAACCGUCUUGAUGGCGCUUGAUUCAAAGGACGUUAAAAGUACGACUCACAAAUGACGUUGGAUUUCAAAUGAAUACCCCACCACCACAUCCCCGAACUUGUCUUUUUUUUUUUUUUUUACUUUUAAGGAGAAAAAAAAUA